AUGCAUACAAGUUUCAAAUUUGAACUUGAAUCUGAAGAGAAAUGCAUGACCUUUCUUCCGCGAAAACAAAACCAGAUUCUAGAUGUAGCCACUCCACAAGUCGUCGCCAAGAUCGAGCAGUAUAAACGUGACAAUCCGACGAUAUUCGCCUGGGAGAUCCGCGAGCGACUCAUUAAUGAGGCAGUUUGUUCAACGCCGCCGUCGGUUUCAUCAAUAAAUCGGAUUCUCAGAACGAGAGCAGCUGAACGAGCAGCUGAGGAGCUCACGAUGAUUCUGAAUGUUCAGCAUCUGACGAGGCAAGUUGUACCUUUCUCCUGUUUUGUGAUGAACCCGAGCUUCCCGUCCAUGCCUCCACCACUACUCACCGCGUAUUCUUCCAUAGCACCAACCUCCCCAGCUGAAACUGUAGCGAUGAGUGAAGAAGACGCGUCCUCCAGAAGAUGUGGACGAAGCAGCUUUUCACAAGAACAACUUGAUCUACUCGAGGCAUCAUUCAUGAAGGAACCGUACCCAAGUACUGCUCAACGAAUGGAACUGGUGAAGAAUACUCAACUACCGGAAGCGAGAAUUCAGGUAUGGUUUUCAAAUAGACGAGCGAAGUGGCGACGUACGCAACAAGAGAGUAGUGGAUCCUCGAUAGAACGAGAAGACGACGACGGCCCACCUGUACUCAAAAAGAGCAGAUCUGAAGAGUCGGAUACCGUAGCUGAAGCUUCCCCACCACCGAAGAAAACGACAAUUUUCAAGCCGUAUGAGUGA
Molecule: messenger RNA, 759 nt
Organism: Cooperia oncophora
Lineage: Eukaryota; Metazoa; Nematoda; Chromadorea; Rhabditida; Trichostrongylidae
Source: the annotation of a GenBank genome assembly